Recurvomyces mirabilis is the source of this 2346-nucleotide messenger RNA. RefSeq names its product Forkhead transcription factor (gene HCM1). Gene Ontology annotation, biological process: regulation of transcription by RNA polymerase II. The coding region runs from base 1 to 2346 and encodes 781 amino acids. NCBI's taxonomy places the organism in Eukaryota, Fungi, Ascomycota, Dothideomycetes, Mycosphaerellales, Teratosphaeriaceae. The transcript has a single exon. The record is from RefSeq and is a predicted model, not a curated record. Gene Ontology annotation, molecular function: RNA polymerase II cis-regulatory region sequence-specific DNA binding; DNA-binding transcription factor activity, RNA polymerase II-specific.
AUGGCGGCGGCAUCGCGUCGACCACCCUCUUUCGAGGUAUACCAAGCUGGUGACGCGUCAUAUUGUGCUCCCGGGUGUGACGAUGUCGAACGAGCACUCUUGAACGCAUUAGGGCCAUUGAGCGACGCGUCAACCAAGCAAAAUAUCCAGCUCAACCCGACAGCAGCGUCCUACCCAGCCAGCUCGCCUACCAAGACGGACAGCUCGCCUAUGCAGCCCGUCAGCUCCCACAAUCUGGCUGAUCUACAAAUACCUCCACCUGCACAGCCGAACUUCAAUACCGACUCGCCGCGGAAGAAUGCAAACUUCUACAGCAUGUAUCCGAAUCCUCCGAGCAUGUCGGAGCAGUCACUCUUGACGCCGUUUGCCAAACCCUACACCAUGGACAAGGAGAACUACGGCGCGCCCUUCGAGCCCCUUCAGCCUUUGGGCUAUGGUGCCGAGUACGGAUACAAGGCCCCAUCGAAGCGGGCAAUGACAGACACCGCGCCCCUCCGAGACCGCCCAAUCAUCAAGAAGCAAAAGCUGGAUAAGAACGAGCCCUUCGAGCUGCCAAAUCCUAGGGAUAUGCCAAUGGUGACUGACGAUGGAUCAAAGCCGCCACAUAGCUAUGCGGAGCUGAUUGGUAUGGCGAUCCUAAGAGCGCCUCACCGCCGUCUCACGCUUGCACAAAUAUACAAGUGGAUAUCGGACAACUUCUGUUUCUACAAGACCUCCGAAUCCGGCUGGCAGAAUAGCAUCCGCCAUAAUCUUAGCCUCAACAAGAGCUUUAUCAAACAGGAGCGACCCAAGGAUGAUCCAGGCAAAGGAAACUACUGGGCUAUCUUGCCUGGUGAUGAGCGACCUUACCUUCUGGGCAAGAAGAAUCCUGUGCGCCGCAUCACUGGCUCAGAUGGUGCCGAAUAUAUGCAGGCUUUGUCGCACGACCUGCCUGGGUUCCGACCUGCCACUGCCCCUGCCAUUGGCCAAUUCUCUCUCGCCCCCUGUCCGGUUAAGAAGAUGGAAAGCAAGACUAUUGACACUGCCAAGUUUCCAGAUGAUACCGAUUUAUCGUCUGAUGGCACAAUACCUGGCUCCGAUCCUGCCAUGCACGAGGAUGACCAAGACGACUCUGCGGCUAUGCCGCCACCUCCCAUGCAUUUUCGAUCAUCUCCACCACCACAAGACAUUGGCUCCUCACCACCUCCUAUGGUGACAGAGGCCGAUCGUAAAGAUACUCCACCUCCGGUUCCGCGCUUUACGUCCACCAGCCGUUCAGGUGGUCGUCGCCAGAGGUUCUCAGGACUGAACGACAGCGGCUACUGGUCAUCUAUCGAGUCAUCUGCUGCAAGAGGCGCAGCACAUUUGCUCACGUCCGAAGCAGAUAUCAGCCGACCUCGCAUCAAGAAGGGUCGUGCCGAAGAAGAGAUCGCCCGCAUCCGGAGCUCUUCCUUCGACAGUCCUACAAAGGAGCGACCACUGCACAAGAUCUCAGCUUCACAAUUCGACUCGUCCUCGCCAUUGAAGAAUGACAACCCCCUCACGCCCGCAGUGGUCUUCAAGCGUCCUGCAAAGCCGCCGCCUUCAGUGUCGCCUAACACGAAUUUGCGCAACCAUCGAAAUCGUGUGAAGGCAAUGAUGGGUUCUCCGCUCAAGACUCUGAGCCCCCUGCCUGAGGGUAGUGCCUGGAGCCCGGCCUUCAACCUGACUGAAGACGGAGCCGUUGGCCUGACACCAUAUCGCUCGCCUUUUGUCGGAUCGAAGACACCAUUUGUCCAGUUGGGCGAUACGCCAGGCAAUAGUAAUCUGUUCAAUGCUGCUUUCGAUGUCUUCAUUGACGCACCUGUUGAUGACAUUGCUGCUCGUGGAUCACCCGAGAAGCGCUCAGCAAGACGGCCUUCGCUCGCUCGUGCCGCCACCAGUACAGGAAUCCUGGCCGACGUCACCGGCACUGCUAAGAGCAAUAAUAUCACUCUGGCGCCACCUACUGACAUGUUUGCACUAUCACCCUUCUUCACAAAGUCUGGAACACUACGAUCGCCACUGAAAUUCGACCACAAGGGCCCAACUUCACAGCCUGCAGAAGACCUCAGCUGGCUCGAUAUUGGCCUUGGGGCUGAGAACGUGCAGCCCAGUCACAAUGCAUCGCAUGCCACAGACGCGGCCGAGCUCUUCGGCGUAAAUCUCCCUAGUGAUGGUAGUGAAGAAGCCAUCGACCUCUUCCAAGACUUUGGCAAGAUUGGUGGCGCAGCUCAGCAUCUGCCUGUAGAUGCUCGUGCCAAUGGCAGUCCGGUGAAGCGCUCGAUGGCACCGCCGCCACGACCGAAUCGUCCUGGUAUGCAGAGGAGUAACAGCAGCCGGUGGUAG